Cinclus cinclus is the source of this 675-nucleotide messenger RNA. RefSeq lists its product as uncharacterized. The record is from RefSeq and is a predicted model, not a curated record. The transcript is spliced from 6 exons. NCBI's taxonomy places the organism in Eukaryota, Metazoa, Chordata, Aves, Passeriformes, Cinclidae. The coding region runs from base 13 to 675 and encodes 220 amino acids. Gene Ontology annotation, cellular component: membrane.
AAUCGGAGCGGAAUGGAUCGGUAUCGGUAUUUCAUCUUUAACCAGAGGAACAUGGUCGUGCUGGGGAUGUUCCAGAUAGCCUUCAGCACCGUCUGUGUCACCUGUGGCUUCAUAGAUGGCAUUUUCAGAACAGAGUCUCAGCUGGGAAAAACCAGAGUUCCAAUUUGGGCUGGCAUGGUGAUGGGAGUCCCAGGUGUCCUGGCUUUGUUCUCCUCGCAGAGGAAGAAUCCAGUUCUCGUGAAUGUACUGAUAGUUGCUUCCAUAAUCUCUUGUGUUGCCAUCCUCACUGUAAUAGUUUAUAGCUCCUUCACACUGAGCUAUGGUGAAGAGGAGGAGCUGAGUUCUGCCCCAGUCCAUGUUAUCCACACUAGGUUCGUACUCAGUAAAGUUGUCAAGGGUGCUAACAUAGCCAUGCUGGCUGCAUCCAUCUGCAGUGCCUUCUUUGUGCUGGCCAUGGCUUACCUGGGAUGCCGGAGCCUUCCACGCUGCUCCUGCUAUGACAGUGUAACUGGGAUGGAAUGGUUGCAACCCAGUGAGGACCAAAAUCAGGCUGUGGAAAUGGUUUGUGCCGUACAAAGUGCUGGAGGGAGAAUUUUCACAGAUCGGUUUCCAGCCCAGGAUGCAGAUGCAGAAGAAGACACAUCCAAACCUCCACCAUAUAUCAGAAUGACUUGA